AAAAGUGAGUUUGAGAAAAUAUAGAGAGAUAGAAGUCCCACACUCCCACUACUCUCCUCCACUUCAGACUAUUCAGACAGUCACCAUUGAAAUCAUGAGGUUUCAGAACUGAAAAGGUAAUUAAAAAACAAAUAAAAAGGCAACCAAACUAAAUCUCGUCCUCUAUCUUUCUCACAUAGUAACAGCAUCAAUUCAGGUAAAAAAAUCUAACCUAAAUAAAAAAUCAAAGAUCCUCUCUUUCUCUUUCUCUACUACAUACGCUGUAUAAAGCAACAGAUGAGAUGAGAUUGAUAAUUAUGAUGAUAUUGAAAUCGAAGAAGAGGUGGAAUUUCAUGAACAACCAGAUCAUCACUAUUACUACUAGAAGAAAGAAGAAGCGUUGCUGGAAAGCAUUCGUUGACCUUAAUAUUUUCUUCAUGCGCCCCUCGAUCGUGACUCUCUGACAAUCUCAAGCUUCUUCUUCUUUCUCUUUCUCAAUCACACUCUCCCUUCCCCUCCCUAUCUAUCUCUAUCUUAUCUUUCUUUUUUUCCUCUUUAAUGCUCCAACAUUCAUCUCCUAUCUCCUUGUUUUUUAACCUGUACACUUUUCAAUUCUUGGGAUACUCAAUUUCUUUACUCCAUUUCUAACUUAGGUUCAGUUUCCUAUAGAUCUUUACCUGUAUCUUAAGUUAAAUAUACGACUUUCUUUUCUUUAAUCUAAACAAAGCCCUCCUCUUCUUCUUAGAAUAAUAUCUGGGAAUUUAGAUAUCAGUCUUAAUGUGUUAGAGAUGGCGAUCUUGAGGUCUUCUUCUUCUUCUAAAUUCAUUAAAUUCGUAUUCAUAAUUUGUUAUUGUGUUAUAUUCGUGAGAUCAUUGAAUCACGAAGGGAAUUUACUUUUGAUAUUCAAAAGUAAUCUUGUUGAUAAUGAUAACAAUCUCCAAAGCUGGAAUUCAAAGGAUUCUACUCCUUGCUAUUGGAAUGGUAUAGAGUGUUCUGAUGAUUAUAAGGUAAUAUCUGUAAAUCUUAGUCAGUUCAAUUUGUCUGGUAAUUUGUCUUAUAGUAUCUGUCAACUCCAUAGAUUAACCAUCUUAAACUUGUCCAAAAACUUCAUUUCUGGUCCUUUACCUACCCAAUUAGCUAAUUGUGGUAAUUUGGAGACUCUAGACCUCAGAACUAAUAGAUUCCAUGGAGAAAUCCCACCUCAACUUUUCAAAAUUUCUAGCCUAAAACAGCUUUUUUUGAGUGAGAAUUUUCUGUUUGGUCGAAUUCCAGAUGAGCUUGGUAACAUGACAAUGCUAGAGGAGCUUGAAAUUUAUAGUAAUAACCUUACUGAUAAUAUUCCCUCCACCAUUGGAAUGUUAAAGAAUCUUAGGAUUAUUAGAGCAGGUCUGAAUAUUCUCUCUGGUCCAAUACCUGUGGAAAUUAGUGAAUGUGAUAGCCUAGAGAUUCUUGGGCUGGCGCAGAAUAGGCUUGAAGGUCCUCUUCCAAAAGAGAUUCAGAGGCUGAAGAAUCUAACUACAUUGAUUCUUUGGCAAAACCUAUUAUCUGGUGUUAUUCCGUCUGAACUUGGGAAUUGUGGUAACCUGGAAUUGCUUGCCUUAAAUGAUAAUGCUUUCACUGGUGAUAUUCCUAAAGAGCUUGGUAAAUUAUCCAAGUUGGGAAAAUUGUACAUUUACAGAAACAAACUGAACGGAACCAUUCCACCAGAGCUAGGAAAUUGUGUUAGUGCAGUUGAGAUUGAUUUAUCUGAGAAUCAGUUAACUGGUUUCAUUCCAUCAGAACUCAGUCGGAUUCCAGAUCUUCAAUUGCUUCAUCUUUUCGAAAAUGUUUUGCAAGGAAGUAUUCCGAGAGAGCUUGGAAAAUUAAAGCAGCUCAAGAAUUUAGAUCUAUCCAUCAAUAAUUUAACAGGCACUAUUCCUUUUGAAUUUCAAAAUCUCACUUUGUUAGAGGAUUUGCAACUCUUCGAUAAUAAUCUUGAGGGAGUCAUUCCACCUCUCAUUGGGGCAAACAGCAAUCUCUUGGUCCUGGACAUGUCUGAGAACAAUUUUGUAGGUAGCAUACCUACAAAUCUGUGUAAAUCUCAAACCUUGAUGUUUCUAAGUCUUGGAUCAAACAUGUUAUCUGGCAAUAUUCCCUAUGGCCUGAAAACAUGCAAGUCUCUCGUACAGCUAAUGCUGGGAGGUAACCGUCUUACUGGAAGUCUCCCUCUCGAGCUAUCCAGCCUUAAGAAUCUCGUGGCGUUAGAGCUUUUCCAAAAUCGAUUCUCAGGGCCGAUAUCUUCAGAAGUGGGCAACCUCAAAAAUCUGGAAAGACUCCUACUGUCCAAUAAUUAUUUUCUGGGUACUCUUCCUCCUGAGAUUGGUCAACUCCAACGGCUAGUUAGCUUCAAUAUUUCUUCUAACCAUCUUUCAGGAAGUAUCCCGCGUGAGCUCGGGAACUGUACGGCGCUUCAGAGACUAGACCUCAGUAGGAACAGAUUUACUGGAAAUAUGCCAGAAGAAUUUGGCGAUCUUGUGAAACUUGAGCUGCUUAAGCUGUCGGAUAACAAACUGAAUGGAGCCAUCCCAUAUACCUUAGGGAGGCUGGCGAGGCUUACAGAUCUGCAAAUGGGAGGGAAUUAUUUUUCUGGCCGAAUACCUGUUGAAUUGGGCCAGCUUACUGCUCUGCAAAUUGCUUUAAAUAUUAGCUACAAUGCACUUUCUGGUGAUAUUCCAGAUGAUCUCGGAAACUUGCAAAUGUUGGAGUCCCUAUACUUGAACAACAAUCAGCUUGAUGGUCCAAUACCUACUUCAAUUGGUGACCUCUCAAGUCUCUUAGUGUGCAACUUAUCUCACAACAACCUGCUGGGAACAAUACCCAGUACUCCUGUUUUCAGAAGGAUGGAUGCUAGCAAUUUCAUUGGAAAUCCUGGCAUCUGCAUGUCAGAAACAGAUCCUUGUCAUCCAUCUUUCACUCCAUCUAUUUCUGCAGACCCCAGUUUGAUGAAACAGGGUUCUUCAAGGGACAAAGUAGUGAGCAUUGUCGCAGUGGUUAUAGGGUUAGUUUCAUUGGUCCUUACUGUUGGUGUUUGCUGGAUCGUGAAAUGUAGUAUGCCUGUUUUAGUUGUUGAAAAUAGUGAAAAAACUGAGGCUUCUGACACUUAUUAUUUCCCCAAAGAAGGGUUUACUUAUCAAGACCUUCUAGAAGCUACUGGUAAUUUCUCAGAGAGUGCAGUUAUAGGGACUGGCGCUUGUGGUACAGUAUACAAAGCCCUCAUGUCCGAUGGUAUGUUGAUUGCUGUCAAGAAACUCAGGUCCUCCGGUGAAGCUUCCAAUGUAGACAACAGUUUUCGGGCUGAGAUAUUGACACUGGGAAAGAUCAGGCACCGCAACAUUGUAAAUCUCUACGGUUUCUGCUACCAUCAAGACUCUAAUCUUUUGUUAUAUGAGCAUAUGGAGAACGGGAGCCUAGGAGAACUCCUACAUGGGAAUCCAAAUAAGUGUUCCCUGGAUUGGGAUGCUCGUUAUAAAAUAGCUCUUGGAGCAGCAGAGGGUUUAUGCUAUCUACACUGUGACUGCAAGCCUCAGAUUAUUCACCGUGAUAUAAAGUCAAAUAACAUUUUGCUUGAUGAAUCUCUGGAGGCACACGUGGGGGAUUUUGGCUUGGCAAAGUUGAUUGAUUUACCUUUCUCAAAGUCCAUGUCUGCUGUUGCGGGUUCCUAUGGUUAUAUUGCCCCUGAAUAUGCUUACACGAUGAAAAUCACAGAUAAGUGUGACAUCUACAGUUUCGGCGUCGUUCUACUGGAAUUGGUUACAGGAAAAUCUCCAGUUCAGCCAAUCGAUCAAGGAGGGGAUCUCGUUACUUGGGUGCGAAGAUCCACACAGAAUAUGAUGCCAACAUCUACAAUCUUUGACCAACGCUUAGAUUUAAGUGCAAGGAGGACGAUUGAGGAGAUGUCUUUAGUACUCAAGAUUGCCUUGUUUUGUACGAGUUUGUCGCCAGUCAAUAGGCCAACCAUGAGGGAGGUCAUUGCCAUGAUGCUUGACGCGAAGGAGGCCUCUUGCAGUUCAACAUCCUCGCCAACAUCGGAGACUCCUUUAGAAGAAGAUGCUGCUAGUAGAGUAUGAGCGCAUUCAUAAACACUGCUGGUUAUUUAUUCAGCUGGUGAUGGGCACAGAAACUCGGAAAAGAUCUUUCAUCUCUACAACUCAAGUUAAGCCUUCUUUAGCUCAUUGUAUGUAAGUUUACAGUAAAGGUAUUCUAACUUUAUUUGUAUACAGAGGAAAUUAUCAUUUCAUUCCUCUCCCUCUGCUCAUGAUCUUAUUUUUAUGUACCUGAUCAAUCAAUUGGACGUGUAUAAUUGUAAUUAUGUAAAGGUACAAUUUUGCUAACAUAUUAAUAAGAUUAACCCCAAUUUCUUGAUA
Papaver somniferum (opium poppy) is the source of this 4382-nucleotide messenger RNA. Its product is annotated as leucine-rich repeat receptor-like serine/threonine-protein kinase At1g17230. The record is from RefSeq and is a predicted model, not a curated record. NCBI's taxonomy places the organism in Eukaryota, Viridiplantae, Streptophyta, Magnoliopsida, Ranunculales, Papaveraceae. The transcript has 3 exons. Bases 768 to 4085 code for a protein of 1105 amino acids. Gene Ontology annotation, molecular function: protein binding; ATP binding; protein kinase activity. Gene Ontology annotation, cellular component: plasma membrane. Gene Ontology annotation, biological process: protein phosphorylation.